Messenger RNA from Rhodofomes roseus, 1885 nucleotides. RefSeq names its product cell adhesion protein byn-1. The coding region runs from base 163 to 1566 and encodes 467 amino acids. The transcript is spliced from 7 exons. Gene Ontology annotation, biological process: rRNA processing. Lineage: Eukaryota; Fungi; Basidiomycota; Agaricomycetes; Polyporales; Fomitopsidaceae. The record is from RefSeq and is a predicted model, not a curated record. Gene Ontology annotation, cellular component: preribosome, small subunit precursor; cytoplasm; nucleolus. Gene Ontology annotation, molecular function: snoRNA binding.
GCCAGGCCGAGUGUCCUUCUCGUCCUCCGCACUCGCUGCCUGCAGGCCAUCCAUCGCGGCUAUCUGUCCAAAUCGCAUCGCAGGCCCGUCAGGAGGCCCAAAACGUGCACUAGCACCUACAUAACCUCACACGCGGCGUAGAACACCCUUGGACUUAGCGCAAUGCCGCGAGCAACAAAACCGACCGGGAAGUCAAGACAUGACCCUCUGCACGUACAGAUCGGCGAGGACGAAGUGUACGCCAAAUAUGGGCGGGUGUCUCAUCCAGGCAAACGGUCGAAGGCGAAGGGGAGGACAGACGAGGAUGGUGAGGAUAGCGGAGAGGUGAUCCUUGACCCCAAGACGUCUAAGAAGAUCUUCGAGCUUGCGAGAGAUCAACAAGAGGAGGUUGGCGCAUGGGAAGACGAUGAAGAAGAGGGGGAAGAACCAGAGCGAGCCAGCUUUACCGUUCCGCGGACACAAAACUUCAACGACGAUGAAGAGGAUGAUGACUUAGAGCGGUAUGACCAGGAUGACUACGAGGAGGAAGUGGAAGAGAUUGAAGUAGAUGAGGGCGACCUAAAGACACUUGACGCACUUCUGCCCGCGAACGCCGGCGAGCGCAGAACAUUAGCAGACAUAAUAUUUGCAAAACUGGAUGAUAUGGAGUCUGGAAAGACAACCGUCAUUCGGAAAGUUGAACAAGAUCCUAACCAUGCACCAGACCCUGCCGCGGGGCUCAACCCAAAAGUCGUCGAACUAUACACAAAAGUCGGCGUCGUACUCUCCCGAUACAAAUCAGGACCCCUUCCCAAACCCUUCAAAAUCAUUCCCUCCCUCCCCGCCUGGGCGCGCAUGCUCGCGCUCACCAAGCCAGAAGAGUGGACGCCUCAGGCAUGCCACGCCGCGACACGUAUAUUUGUCUCGCAGAUGAAGCCUCCACAAGCGCGUGUGUUUCUUGAGGGCGUGCUCCUUGACGCCAUCCGGGAAGACAUCCGGCUGACGCGCGAGGGUGCGAGGAAGAACAAGAAUCAUCGGAAGUUGAACGUGCACUACUACGAGGCGAUGCGGAGGGCACUGUACAAGCCUGCGGCGUUCUUCAAGGGCAUCGUGUUCCCGUUGCUCAACUCUGGCUGCACGCUCCUCGAAGCCGCCAUCGUCGCCUCCGUGCUCGCCAAGGUCAAGGUGCCGCUCAUGCACUCCGCCGCGGCACUCAUCCGGCUAGCGAACAUGGACUACUCCGGGCCGAACUCGCUCUUCAUCCGCGUGCUGCUCGACAAGAAGCACGCGCUGCCGUUCAAGGUCGUCGACGCGCUCGUCUUCCACUUCAUCCGCCUCUCGAACACGUACAAGGCGCGCCGCGCGGGCGACGCGGAGAAGCUCCCCGUGCUGUGGCACCAGUCGCUGCUCGUGUUCUGUCAGAGAUACGCGUCGGACUUGACGCCUGACCAGAAGGACGCGCUGCUCGACGUCGCGCGCGCGAGCUCUCAUCCACAGAUCAGCCCCGAGAUCCGCAGGGAACUCGUAAACUCGGUCGCGAGAGGCGAGGCGAGGCCGGAUGCUGAUGAGGACGUGAUUAUGAGUUGAUGGUCCGUUUGGAAAACCAUCUACAGACCGCCGUGUCUCGCACAGUGAUCAGCGUGCUCGCCGUCUAUGUCGGCUUCGUAUACAGUGCCUGAUGUCCUCGAUCUCGUCUGUUGAGCCAGUGCUUGGAGUAUGCGAAUACAAUUGUCAGACUCAAACACGACAGCGUAUGGCGGGUCUUUCAGGAUCUUCGGGAGGUUAACUUAUGUUAGAGUGGAUGACGACUGCAUUCCCGGGUUCAAAACUUUGCGUCAGGCCUCGGAACCUUACCCCGAGCCCUGCAGACGGCGAGCAGACCAAAGAUGACUUGAUUUGUGCUUGG